This is a messenger RNA of Microthlaspi erraticum, 1377 nucleotides long. The record is from the annotation of a GenBank genome assembly. NCBI's taxonomy places the organism in Eukaryota, Viridiplantae, Streptophyta, Magnoliopsida, Brassicales, Brassicaceae.
AUGGAUGCUCUCCGAUUCCAGCUAAGCUCGGCUUCCCUCACUUCCGCCGUCGCCGCCUCUUCUUUACCAAAAAGUCACUCUCGGCAUUUCUUCCCCUCGGUGAAACUCGGCCGAGCCAACUCAUCUCCGCCGAUCGGAGCUGUCUCGAAGACGGCGGCGAAUGAAAUCUGCACGGCGGACGAACUCCACUACGUUCCUGUUCCCAACUCCGAUUGGCGCGCCGCCCUCUGGCGAUAUCUUCCUUCCCCAAAAGCACCUAAGAGGAAACAUCCUCUGCUCCUAUUGUCUGGGAUUGCCACCAAUGCUUUUGCAUACGAUCUUUCCCCUGAGUCUUCCUUUGCAAGAUUCAUGGCUGGUUCAGGAUUUGAUACAUGGAUUCUUGAGCUCCGUGGAGCCGGAUUGAGUUCUCUAAGUAUUGAUACAGAUCUUGAGAAUCCGAGAAGAACAGAAUCUAGCAAUGACAAGCAGAGGAUAGUCUCACAUCUAUUGGAUAAUCUCAUAAACGUAUCUGAGAGUCUGGAAAAUGUUCUUGAUGGAGGUUUUAAGAUCCUUGGGGUGCAAGACCGUCUCUCAAAAAAAGUAGAAGAUUUCAAGCAACGGCUUGAACUUAUCCCUCGUUACAAUUGGGAUUUCGAUAACUAUCUGGAAGAAGAUAUUCCUUCUGCGAUGGAGUAUGUGAGGGCUCAAAGCAAGCCUAAAGAUGGGAAAUUACUAGCAAUCGGUCACUCAAUGGGUGGUAUCUUGUUAUAUGCCAUGCUCUCAACAUGUGGCUUUAAAGGAAUAGAUUCAGGAUUAGCUUCUGUCACCACAAUGGCAUCAACAUUGGACUAUUCAUCCUCAGGAACACUCCUCAAAUACAUAUUACCAGUGAAAGGGCCUGCACAAGCCCUUAACGUGCCUGUCAUACCGAUCGAUACAUUGCUAGCGAUGGCUCACCCUCUAAUGUGCCGUCCUCCAUAUCCACUGUCCUGGUUAACCACUAAUAUCUCUGCUCCUCAAAUGAUGGACCCUGAAGUGAUUGAGAAGCUUGUUCUCAACAGCUUAUGCACUGUACCGGUUAAGCUCCUCUUGCAGCUAACAACAUCCGUGGGACAAGGUGGUUUACGUGACAGAACCGGUACUUGCUGUUACAAAGACCAUAUCGGAAAAACCAAUGUCCCGGUCUUGGCUCUUGCAGGGGACUGGGACAUAAUCUGCCCUCCUGAUGCCGUAUACGAUACUGUAAAGCUGAUACCAGAACAUCUAGCCACUUUCAAGGUUUUAGGAUCACCCGGAGGUCCACAUUAUGGCCAUCAGGAUAUGAUUUCUGGUCGAACGGCCCGGAGAGAAAUAUAUCCAUUGAUUAUUCGUUUUCUUCAGCGCCAUGAUGAGUGUUAA